Ictalurus furcatus (blue catfish) is the source of this 2933-nucleotide messenger RNA. It is a transcript of the gene mul2, whose product is annotated as mitochondrial E3 ubiquitin protein ligase 1a. Gene Ontology annotation, molecular function: ubiquitin-protein transferase activity. The record is from RefSeq and is a predicted model, not a curated record. Gene Ontology annotation, biological process: protein ubiquitination; organelle organization. The transcript is spliced from 5 exons. The coding region runs from base 329 to 1354 and encodes 341 amino acids. NCBI's taxonomy places the organism in Eukaryota, Metazoa, Chordata, Actinopteri, Siluriformes, Ictaluridae.
GAGAGAGAGAGAGAGAGAGAGAAGCUGCGCUGGCUGAGGGAGCCGGCUGCUCUCGUAUCGCUAUCGCGGUAUUUUGAUGUCACACGUCACAAUGACGUGGCAUCUGCGCUGUCUCUAAGUCGGACAAAAAUUGUAACCGGCAUGCACCGCUUCUAGUCAGCCGCCGAUUGGUGUGCGCACCGCCGCUUGGUGUGCGCAUCGCCGCAAGAAGUCGCCACAGUACAGUACAUGAUCAAAACUAACGCUUAACUUCCGGGGAUGUGAUUUCUGACUGGCUUGAGGUAUAGCUCCCACCCUGUGAGGAUUAACAAGUAAGAAAAAGAAGAAGAUGGAGGAAUUCUCUAUUGGGACAAUGGACACAGUGCUUUUAGGUUCCAGCAUCGCUUUCUCAGGCCUCUUCUAUUAUUUAUACAGAAAGAAAUGCAAAACUGUGGACAAACUUAAUGAUGCUCCUCAUAUGGCGUUAAAUGAGGAACUAGUGGGACUAUUGAAUGCCACACCCGGGAAGUGUCUGCAGUAUGUGGUUAUUGAAGGCACAGUGCAGCCCAUAGAGGAGCCCCUGAGCAGUCAAUUUAAGGAAGGAACUUUUGGUGUUAUUCAGAAACUACUCCUCCAGGAGCAUAAACUGGUGUGGAACAGUUUGGCACGAACCUGGAUGGACCGUGAGCGUGUGCUUCACGAGCGUGUGAGCAGCGUGCCUUUUGCUCUGGUAGGAGGAGACGGAGCACAGGUGCGGGUGCUUCGUCCACUGGAGGCGUCUGGUCUUCAGAUGGAAACAGUGCAUGAGAAGUUCCACCAGGCAAACUACAGCUUUGGUGACCUGCUCAGCCAGUAUUUGAGUGGCGAAAAGAGCAAGGGCCAGCUGGAGACUGAGGAAAUGCUGAGGGUGGGUGUAUCCAUCACAGCUGCUGGGGAGCUCAUCCUCGAUUCAGACCGCCUGCUUAAACUCCGCCCCCCGACUGACGGCUCCACCUACUUCCUGACCACAACUGACUUUGAGUCACUCCGGCUUGGCCAAGAGGGCCAGGCAUCCUGCUGGUGGGCCCUGGCAGGCAUAUUUGCUCUGGUCGGUGUUGCUGUGGUUCUGUGGGCAGGACUUCGCAGUUAUAGGCAGAUCCAGAGGAAAUGGCACAGAGAGAGGAUGAGGAGGGAGUUUGAACGAAUAGGGGAGGGGGAGGGGGAGGGGGACCUUGAGAAUGCGUGUGUAAUCUGUUUGAGUAACCCAAGAGGGUGUGUGUUGCUGGAUUGCGGACAUGUGUGUUGUUGCUACAGCUGCUAUGAGGCAUUACCUCAGCCAACAUGUCCAGUUUGCAGGCAGGGGAUCAGGAGAGUCGUGCCCCUCUAUCAGGCCUGAAAAUGAGAGUGGAUUAAGAGCUCUACAGAACUACUAAAUACUGAGAGACAGUGGGAUAAGAUUGGUUAUCCUCUACCAGGCCUCAGACAGAGAGAAGAUACAAUUGGAAUAUGAGAGAGGAAAUCCACAAAAGAGAACACUGAUAGAAAGGAGAGACAACUGUUUAUCAGAUAUUCAGCCACCAUUGACUUGAUGUGUUAGCAAAAAGAAAGCUAUGAAUGAAGUCUAAGAUAGCCUCUCAUAAAACCUUUAAUGUAUUCUGCAUCCUUGGCAACCAAACUUCUGUAUCUCCUGAAAGCACGGAAGUAUAUUAAUUUUAAUCUUGAUUCCUUAAUUUGCACUUGGUUAUGUGUGUCUCCUUAGUAUUGUUACUGGAUCUUUUUUAUUAUUUGAAAUUAGUUGUGUCAGGGGCUGGAAUUGAACUUGCAGUCACAGUAAGACAAAGUUGCAGAUUAAUUUCCAAUUAAUUGUGUAAUUUUGAUCCAGCACAUCAAUUUAUUCAGCAGUUGGUAAACCCUUUAUGAGCUCAGUUGAGUCAGUUUAAUCAGCUAGUGUAGAGCAGGAGGAUCACACAAAUUUAAGUGGCUGAGAGAAUAUACAUGGUGGAAGCUUGGUCAGGAUUCAGGUAAGUGGAAUGAUUUAUAGGCUGAUGGAAUGGAAAAUACAUAAUGUCAUCCUUUGAAGUAGAAAGUUGUAAAAGGUCAAAAAUUUGUGAAUGUGUAGGUUCUUAUUUAGCCACUGCUUGAGGAGUGGUGACUGUCAGCAGGAACUUUGGAUCUGUAAAGUUUUCCACUGCAACAGCUGCGUCCUACUCUGCUUACUUACUGUGUUCCUGCACCACACUUGUUCUUACUUGAAAUUAUGCUUUGACUUUAGAAAUAGAAAAAUUCACACAGAAGAUCAUAUUAAUUUGGAAGUAUGGGUUAGGUGAACAGUACAAUAGGAUUUCUCUGAAGCCUUAUUCAAGCCCUUCUGUGACUACGUUUACAUGGACAGCAGUAAUCUAAUUAUUGAACUUAUUCUGAAUAAGACAAUAUUGUGAUUAAGGUGUUUACAUGAGUUGCUUUUAGAAUAUUUCUUUCAUGUUCCCAUUUUGCAUGUUAUAAAACAUAGGUCGGUUAAUGGCACACGUCAUUACGUCCCCACGCCACGCAGUCCGAAGUUCCCUCCAGAAUUUCACGUAUAAACAUACAGUGUGUCUUCAUUAUGGUAUCGUAUACAGUUUAGGGUGUUUCAUUUUUAAUUUUACGAAAGCUUCAAGUGCAGUUAAUUAUUUGUCAUGCUAUACGUGCAAAUAGACGACAGCUUGAAGCCACAGGCUGCCUGCAAAACCACAUUCUUACCUACUAUAUAGUAGCCGAUAUACAUAUAUUCCGCCUACUAUAUAGUAGGUAAGUAUGUGGUUUCGGACACAGCCGUGCUCUUUUGUUUACCAUCAAACUGUUGAGCACUGCCGUAUGUGUAUGUGUCCUGUCGCAAAAUGCGGUGAAUACUCCCACACGGUGUUAAUAGUGUGAUUAAGGUGUGUACUUGUCUAUAAUGCACUUUGAUAAUGUGAUUAAAAUAGAAAUACUCCACA